Messenger RNA from Medicago truncatula (barrel medic), 1857 nucleotides. RefSeq names its product citrate synthase, glyoxysomal. The coding region runs from base 63 to 1595 and encodes 510 amino acids. The record is from RefSeq and is a predicted model, not a curated record. Gene Ontology annotation, biological process: carbohydrate metabolic process; tricarboxylic acid cycle. NCBI's taxonomy places the organism in Eukaryota, Viridiplantae, Streptophyta, Magnoliopsida, Fabales, Fabaceae. The transcript has 14 exons. Gene Ontology annotation, cellular component: mitochondrial matrix.
CAAACUCUUAGUCAAUCUCAAUCCAUCCAAUUCCAUCUCCUCGGCAUAACAAAGAAAAGAAAAUGUCAACCGAUUCACAACCAUCCACGGUACUAUCCCUUGCUCGUUUAGCCACCCUCACAGCUCACCUCCUCCCCUCCGGCAACCAACAACCCUCUGAUCACCUCCUCCCCCACCCUCUCUUAGCUCAAUCACCCGUGGCCAACCUCAAUGGCACCUUAACCAUUGUUGAUGAGAGAACCGGCAAGAAAUACCAAGUUCAAAUUUCUCCAGAUGCCACUGUCAAAGCCACUGAUCUCAAGAAGAUAACAACUGGUAAAAAUGACAAGGGGCUCAAGUUAUAUGAUCCUGGCUAUUUAAACACAGCUCCUGUUCGAUCAACAAUUAGUUAUAUUGACGGUGAUGAGGGGAUUCUUAGAUAUAGAGGCUACCCAAUUGAGGAGUUGGCAGAGAAAAGCACUUUUAUGGAAGUGUCGUAUCUCAUUAUGUAUGGAAGUUUACCCACCGAAAGUCAGUUAGCUGAAUGGAAUUUUGCUAUAUCUCAGCAUUCAGCUGUUCCACAAGGAGUUUUGGAUAUCAUACAAUCAAUGCCUCAUGAUGCACAUCCUAUGGGUGUCCUUGUGAAUGCCAUAAGUGCUCUUUCUGUCUUUCAUCCCGAUGCAAAUCCUGCUCUCCAAGGUCUUGAUAUUUACAACUCGAAGGAAGUGAGAGACAAACAAAUAGCUCGGAUUAUUGGAAAGAUUACAACAAUUGCUGCUACAGUUUAUCUUAGAAUGGCAGGAAGGCCUCCCGUGCUUCCAUCCAACCAACUAUCUUACACAGAGAACUUCCUAUACAUGCUUGAUUCUUUAGGCAACCGGUCAUAUAAACCCAAUCCUCAGCUAACUCGUGCACUAGACAUUAUCUUCAUCCUGCACGCAGAACAUGAAAUGAAUUGUUCUACAUCUGCUGUCCGACACCUUGCAUCAAGUGGUGUGGAUGUAUAUACUGCUAUUGCCGGGGCUGUUGGAGCUCUAUAUGGACCUCUUCAUGGUGGAGCUAAUGAGGCUGUCCUCAAAAUGCUAAGUGAAAUCAGAACUGUUGAGAACAUUCCAGAAUUCAUUGAAGGUGUCAAAACCAGGAAACGAAAGCUCUCUGGUUUUGGACAUCGAGUUUACAAAAACUAUGAUCCCAGGGCAAAGGUCUUAAAAAAAUUGACAGAGGAAGUGUUUUCCAUUGUUGGCAGGGAUCCUCUUAUUGAGGUUGCAGUUGCUUUGGAGAAGGUUGCACUAUCUGAUGAAUAUUUCAUCAAGAGGAAGCUAUAUCCAAAUGUUGACUUCUACUCCGGAUUAAUUUAUAGGGCCAUGGGUUUUCCACCCGAAUAUUUCACAGUUUUAUUUGCUAUCCCUCGAAUGGCCGGGUACUUGUCACAUUGGAGAGAGUCGUUGGAUGAUCCUGAUACAAAGAUUAUGAGACCUCAACAGGUUUAUAUCGGAGAAUGGUUACGUAAUUAUAUGCCAAUCAAGCAAAGGACUGAAUCAAGUGAUGCUGACAAGCUUGGUCAAGUUACCAUAUCAAAUGCCUCAAAGCGGAGACUUGCUGGAUCUAGGAUGUAGCCUAUGUGGACUAAGAUCACAAGGGGUGCCUGUUUCUGCAGAAACAAUGCAAUUGCGGUUCCAAUCCCUUCAAUAACCUAAUGGAAGAAUGAUGCUGGUGGGAUUUGUCAUCAAUAGUUCUACUUUUGAAGUCUCCUUUGUUAAAACUACGAAAAGAAUUAAUAAUAGACAUAGUUUAAAUAUCUCAUGGGUAGUAAUAUGUAUGAUUGAUUACAUUUGUUGUGUUAAAGCAGUAAAUAUAAUAUUCAGUUUACCAGUGUGA